Melampsora larici-populina 98AG31 is the source of this 738-nucleotide messenger RNA. RefSeq lists its product as uncharacterized. The transcript has 5 exons. Gene Ontology annotation, biological process: cellular response to oxidative stress. Bases 107 to 412 code for a protein of 101 amino acids. Gene Ontology annotation, molecular function: glutathione disulfide oxidoreductase activity. The record is from RefSeq and is a predicted model, not a curated record. Lineage: Eukaryota; Fungi; Basidiomycota; Pucciniomycetes; Pucciniales; Melampsoraceae. Gene Ontology annotation, cellular component: nucleus; cytoplasm.
AAUGUGAACAUAACUAGAUAAAGAAGUCAACCAUCCCUUUUAACGACAACAACCCAAUAUCCCAUCUGAAGUACAAGAUAAAUCCAUCCCUUCUCAAAUCGCAAGAAUGACUUCGCAAGCAAUCAAGAAUAAAGUUGAGGAUGCGAUCAGUGAUCACGCGAUCAUAGUAUUCUCCAAGAGCCAUUGUCCGUAUUGCAAUUCGACCAAGAAAACUUUCAAAGAAUUCAACCAGGAAAUCCACGUUGUCGAGCUCGAUCAAUGUGAAGAUGGUGCAGAGCAGCAAGCUUAUCUGAAGACUAAGACUGGUCAAGGCACUGUACCCAAUAUCUUCAUUCAUAAGACUCAUAUUGGAGGUAACUCGGACUUGCAACAACUCAAAGAAAAGGGAGAGCUACGUAACUUGUUCCGUUGAAAGAAUUCUCUCUUCGGACGAACUGCCUGGACCGAUGGGGUUUGGUUUUGUAGCUUAUCAAGUCAACUCUCUCUAAUGGCAUACAGUUUGGCGGGCAGUUUUCUUAUGCAUUUAGAGGAAUAUGCCUUUACAAAUCUUGUUUUGGCUGGCAAAUCUCAUUUUGGCGGGAAAAAACUCCGUAAAAACCUAUGCAUUUAGAGGGAUUAUGCCCAUAAAAGGUAUGCCUUUAUGGAGAGUUGACUGUAUCUUGUAAUUGUAUUCACAUAAAGAGUUCUGUAGACCACACCUUGGCACGUAAACAAAUCAUUACUCGUUUGCUCUGUUCA